Molecule: messenger RNA, 2760 nt
Organism: Lipotes vexillifer (Yangtze River dolphin)
Lineage: Eukaryota; Metazoa; Chordata; Mammalia; Artiodactyla; Lipotidae
Product: protein FAM115C
Exons: 7
Coding region: 1-2760 (919 amino acids)
Biological process (GO): negative regulation of anion channel activity; positive regulation of protein targeting to membrane
Cellular component (GO): plasma membrane
Molecular function (GO): transmembrane transporter binding
Source: RefSeq, a predicted model, not a curated record
AUGGUGACAACUCCUGCUGCUGCCUUUGAGGCCCUCAUGGAUGGAGUGACAAGCUGGGAUGUCCCUGAAGACCCCGUCCCCAGUGAACUCCUUCUAACUGGAGAGGCUGCCUUCCCGGUGAUGGUGAAUGAUCAGGGCCAGGUCCUCAUUGCUGCGUCCUCCUAUGGCCGAGGCCGCCUUGUGGUUGUGUCCCAUGAGGGCUACCUGCUGGACGCCGGCUUGGCCCCAUUUCUUCUCAAUGCAGUGGGCUGGCUCUGUCCCUCUCCUGGGGCUCCCACUGGAGUGCACCCAUCCCUGGCAUCACUAGCAAACAUCCUGCAGGGCUCUGGGGUUGAGGCACAGAUUCAGCCAGAACCGAGAGAACCCCUGGGGGUUUACUGCAUCAAUGCCUACAAUGACACCAUGACUGCAGAGCUGAUCCAGUUUGUGAAAUGUGGAGGGGGCCUGCUCAUGGGGGGCCAAGCCUGGUAUUGGGCCAGUCAGCAUGGUCACGACAAGGUGCUGUCCAAGUUCCCAGGGAACCAGGUGACCAGUGUGGCUGGUGUGUACUUCACUGAUACCUGUGGGGACAGAAGCCGGUUCAAGGUCUCUAAGAAGGUGCCCAAGAUCCCUCUCCAGGUCAGGUUUGGGGAGGAUCUCGGGCAGGAUCAGCAGGAGCUCCUGGAAGGGAUCUCAAAGCUGGACAUCAAGACAGGGGGAAUCCCCUCGCAGCUGCUGGUGCAUGGGGCCCUGGCCUUCCCCCUGGGCUUAGAUGCCUCUCUCGGCUGCUUCCUGGCAGCUGCCCGCUAUGGCCGGGGCCGUGUGGUUCUGGCUGCUCACGAGGGCAUGCUCUGUACGCCCAAGAUGGGGCCCUUUUUGCUCAAUGCUGUGCGCUGGCUGGCCAGAGGCCAGACGAGCAAAGUUGGGGUGAACACAUGUCUAAAAAAUCUGUGUGCCCUGCUGUCAGAGCAUGGCCUGGAAUGCAGUCUGGAGCCCCAUCUGACUGCUGACUUGAGUGUCUACUGUUGUGUGGCUUACAGUGACAAGGAGGCUAAGCAGCUGCAGGAGUUUGUGGCUGAGGGUGGGGGCUUGCUGAUUGGCGGCCAGGCCUGGUGGUGGGCCUCCCAGAACCCCGGCCGCUCCACUCUGGCUAGUUUCCCUGGUAACAUCAUACUCAACUGCUUUGGCCUCAGUAUCCUAGCUCGGACUCUGGACCCAGGCUGUUUCCCUGUCCCUACCCGUGAGAAGGAGAGCUACCACUUCCGCAAGGCACUGUCUGAAUUCCAGCUUAUCGUGAACCGCGGGGGUGGGAACCUGGAAAAGGGCUGGCUGGCCAAACUGGGAGCAGAUGGAGCAGGCUUCCUGCAGAUCCCCACAGAGGGGGUCCCUGCUUAUGCUUCCUUGCACCGGCUCCUGAGGAAGAUGCUGCUUCUGUCGGGCCUCCCAGCUGUGAGCAGGGAAAAGCCAGUUGCCAGUGACUCCUAUGAGGCUGCACUGCUCUGCCUGGCCACAGAGCUGGCACGCUCCGGCACAGACUGUUCUCAGCUGGCACAGGGGCUUGGAACCUGUUCUUGCAGCUCCAGUUCGUACCCCUCAGAACACGCCAUCACAGUGGAGAUUGAUGGAAACAACCCAGGCAGCGGUGAUUCCUGGGUGAGUACAGGGCUCUACCUCCCAAAUGGACAAAAUGCAGAAGUGUCCUUGUCUGAAGCUGCAGUCUUUGCUGGCCUGAAGGUACAGAUUGGCUGCCACACCGAUGACUUGACGAGUGCCAGCAAGCUAUCUCGAGCCCCUGUGGUGACUCACCAGUGCUGCAUGGAUAGGACCAAACUGUCAGUCUCCUGCCUCUGGGGUGGCCUUCUCUAUGUCAUCGUGCCCAAGGGCAGUAAACUGGGCCCCGUGUCCGUCACCAUCAAGAGGGCUGUGCCUGCCCCAUAUUACAGGCUGGGUAAGACAUCCCUGGAGGAGUGGAAGAGGUGUAUCCAGGAGAGCACAGCUCCCUGGGGAGAGCUGGCAACAGACAACAUCAUCUUGACGGUGCCAACUGCAGACCUCCAGGCCCUGGAGGACCCCGAAUCUUUACUCCACCUCUGGGAUGAGAUGAUGCGGGCUAUAGCCAGGCUGGCAGCCCAGCCCUUUCCUUUCCUCCGUCCAGAGAGGAUUGUUGCUGAUGUGCAGAUCUCAGCCGGCUGGAUGCACUCAGGAUACCCUAUCAUGUGCCACCUGCAGUCGGCGCAGGAGCUCAUCAGUGAGAUGGGCAUGAGAAGCAGAGGUCUGUGGGGAGCCAUCCACGAGCUGGGCCACAACCAGCAGCAGCACGGGUGGGAGUUCCCCCCACACACCACCGAGGCCACCUGUAACCUCUGGUCAGUCUAUGUGCACGAGACGGUCCUGCACAUCCCCAGGGCUCAGGCCCACCCAGCUCUGAGCCCUCCAGAACGAGAGAAAAGGAUCAAAACCCACCUGGGAACGGGAGCGCCCCUGAACGACUGGAAUGUGUGGACAGCUCUGGAAACGUAUCUAAAGCUCCAGGAGGCCUUUGGGUGGGAGCCAUUCACCCAGCUCUUUGCUGAGUACCAGACCCUCUCUGGCAUCCCCAGAGACAACACUGGCAAGAUGAAUCUGUGGGUGAAGAAAUUCUCUGAAAAGGUGCACAAGAACCUGGCUCCGUUCUUUGAGGCCUGGGGCUGGCCUGUCCAGAAGCAAGUGGCUGCGAGCCUGGCCUGUCUGCCUGAGUGGCAGGAAAACCCCAUGCAGGUGUACAUCCAGACUGAGGACUAA